Microdochium trichocladiopsis is the source of this 1908-nucleotide messenger RNA. Its product is annotated as FAD binding domain of DNA photolyase-domain-containing protein. The transcript is spliced from 2 exons. Gene Ontology annotation, biological process: circadian regulation of gene expression; entrainment of circadian clock by photoperiod. Gene Ontology annotation, cellular component: cytoplasm; nucleus. The record is from RefSeq and is a predicted model, not a curated record. The coding region runs from base 1 to 1908 and encodes 635 amino acids. Gene Ontology annotation, molecular function: DNA binding; FAD binding. Lineage: Eukaryota; Fungi; Ascomycota; Sordariomycetes; Xylariales; Microdochiaceae.
AUGGGCAAACCACGUGUGAUAUACUGGUUCCGAACUGACCUCCGCCUGCAUGACUCCCCGGCACUCCAGGCAGCGCUCGACCUGUCGCCUGACGUCCUCUGGCCAAUCUUCACCUGGGACCCCCACUAUGUAUACAAGGCCAAGGGAGGCGUUAAUCGGUGGCAGUAUCUCCUGGACUGCCAAAAUGAUCUGUCCAAAUCGAUAACGAAGUUGAACCCCAAAUCCAAGCUUUUCGUGCUUCGGGAGGGACCGCAGACCUUAUUCCCAAAACUGUUCAAGGCUUGGGGCGUCACGCACUUAGUCUUCGAGCGUGACACCGAUACUUACGCCAAGCAGCGUGACCAGCUUGUGGCUGAAUUGGCACGUAAGGCUGGUGUCGAAGUCAUUACUCGUUAUGGCCGUACACUGUGGGAUAGCGACGAGAUCGUGGCCAAGAAUGGAAACAAGCCGACCAUGUCCAUCGUCCAACUUCAACAUGCCGGGCAGAAAGUCGGACAAAUCCCAAAGCCGAUACCGGCACCCAAGUCGUUGCCUGAUCCUGGAGGGACGCCUGUGGAUUUUGAGCCAGAAGAGCCAGAUAGAGAUCCCGAUCUCAACGCUGACUUCCGCAAGCACAAGGACAAAACAUAUUCAACCAUCGCUGGGCCUAAAGGCGACUUUGCCGUGGAAACGUUGGAGGAGCUUGGGUUCCCGCCAGCCACAACACCUCAUCGGGGAGGAGAGACCAUUGCACUGACAGUGCUCGGCGAGAUUAUCGCCAACAAAAAGUACACUGCGACAUUCCAGAAGCCGAAGACUAGCCCGGCUGCCUUUGAGCCGCAGGCCACGACCUUGCUCUCGCCCCAUAUGCACUUUGGUUCACUAUCUGUGCGCCUCAUCUACUGGAAAGUCCAAGAAGUGGUUGAUGGCUAUGGCAAAGGAGCUUCGACGCCGCCUGAGUCGCUGACUGGGCAGCUUCUCUUCCGCGACAUGUACUUUGCUGCUCAGGCUGGUAUAGGGGCACCGUUCGGGCAGACACUCAACAACGCAUAUGUGCGCUUCAUUCCGUGGCAUCUGCCUUCCAAUACAAUGGAAGAUACAGACAUUGGCGAAGGACCCAUCGCUGUCAGCGGGUCGUACCGCGUCGACUCGCCAGUGGCCGAAAAGUGGUUCCAGCGGUGGAAGUACGGCGUGACAGGUUUCCCUUUCGUCGAUGCUUUGAUGCGGCAGCUUCGCCAGGAAGGUUGGAUACAUCACCUUGGACGUCACCUUGUGGCCUGUUUCCUCACACGGGGUGGCUGUUACAUCCACUGGGAGCGUGGGUGCGAGGUCUUUGAGGAGUGGCUCAUCGACCACGAGCCCGCUUGCAAUGCUGGCAACUGGCAGUGGUUGAGCUGCACCGCGUUCUUCUCGCAGUUUUUCCGCUGCUACAGCCCAAUCGCCUUUGGCAAGAAGUGGGACAAGAGCGGUGCCCUCAUUCGCAAAUAUGUCCCAGAGCUUAAAGACCUCGACGAGAAGUAUAUAUACGAGCCGUGGAAAGCCCCACCGCAAGCAUUGGCUGCUGCGAAAGUCAAAAUCCAUGGCGAUGGUCUGCAUGAGCCAAGAGAAGGGGUGUAUCCAGAGCCCAUGCUGGACUUCAAUGAGCGCAGAACCGUGUGCCUGAAUGCCAUGAAAGUGGCAUAUAAGAUUGGCUUGCAUGGAAAUGAUGAGAAGGUCAAAGAUGGGUCGUGGAAGAAGCUUUUUGAGGACGCGGGAGAGAAGGAGAUGGAGGGUGCCGAGAUUCCCAGCGAUGACAACGGAUCUGAAGCUGACGACGCGGAGCACGAGAACCACAAGCGGAAACGGGGCACAGGGGGACGACGGAAGAGUGAUGCAGUAAAACAGGGACCAAUGGAUCGGCAUGUCAAAAAGACGAAGGCCGCUGCGUAG